Molecule: messenger RNA, 1554 nt
Organism: Dujonia railenensis
Lineage: Eukaryota; Fungi; Ascomycota; Pichiomycetes; Serinales; Debaryomycetaceae
Source: the annotation of a GenBank genome assembly
AUGCGAAUAUUGAACUUCUCGAUUGUACUUGUUUUUACAUAUCUCGCUGCCAUCGUUAGCCUGGCUAACAUUCCAGGAUGUGCACCUCCAUCUUUGAGUUCUGCGACGACUGGAUUUCAGGCUAAAUUUUAUUCAUACGCUUAUGCAAAUCUUGUAGAUAUGGCAACAUUGUCUUAUGCCCUGGGUGGGUAUAAGUCAUCGACAUUACUCGCGACUGUAAGUGGGAUUACAGAUAUUAACUUCAAUGUAUGGGAUGGGGUAUCUUACUACCCUACAGUGGCUUCCUCUACUAUUUAUGGACAAACUAUAACGUUUACCAACUUUACUUUAGAAUUAACUGGGUACUACUAUGCAGCAACAGCUGGUACAUAUACCUUUAGCUUGGUCUCAACUGAUGAUUCGGCUGCCGUAUUUUUGGGUGAUGGACCUGCCUUCGAUUGUUGUAACUCAACUGCAGCCACUCUUACUGCUGAGUUUAUAUUGUUCAAUUCAAAGUUAUAUACCGCUGCCGCCACUACAAUAAGUGCGUCAGUUGUGCUUGCGGCUGGUACUUAUUACCCUAUUAGAAUUGUUUACACUAACGCCGAAGAAAGAGCGACUUUGGAUUUAGAAGUUACUGAUCCAUCUGGUACUGUAGCAACAACAUUUCCAAAUGUUUAUCUUAUCGCUGACACUACCACCCUGUGUACUGCAGCCCCUAUAAGUUCCACUUUUUAUCAGACUCCAACUCUUCUGACUACCUCAUAUGCAAAUAUUCUUACCAAGACGACCACAACUUACACAGAUUCAAGCUUAGGAGCAGUAGUAGUUAAGGAAGUUGAUCCUUACGUCACCACUACAGUCACUUCAGCAGGCACAAAAAAAACUACAACAACAGUUUCUCCAGCACCAACGGCUUCUGUUGAAACUGUCAUUGUUUAUACUUCUGCAACCAAAAUAACUACAGUUACUUCUACAUGGACAGGAUCUGUUAUUUCGACAUCAAUCGGUUCGUAUUCUACUGGAACAUUAACUGUAGUUGUUGAGCUACCUAUUCCAACAGUAACAACUACUCAGAUUUGGACAGGUACUACCACAUCCAUUAGUACUGCUACUGCUACAAUUGGGAAGACAGCAUCAGUAAUAACGUAUUUGCCAAUUCCAAUAACAACGGUGACUAAAACAUGGACAGGACUCACAACGACCUCCACCACCUAUACGGCAGGUACAACUGGAACCAUAACUGUUGAGAUUGAUGUACCUACUCCUCUGACUAUUGUCACCUCAACAUGGACUGGAUCAGCAAUAAGUAGCACAACGUUGGCAUAUACGACAGGGGGAACGAAAACAAUUGUAGUCAACGUACCGAUUCCUACAUCAACAAUUACAAAGACGUGGACAGGAAUCGGUACAACUUCCACAACCUAUACUGUGGCACCUGGUGGAACUGCCACUCUUGAGGUAGAUUUACCGAUUCCAACAGUAACGACUACAAAGACAUGGACAGGAAUCGGUACUACUUCCACCACUUACACUGCGUUACCUGGUGGAACUGCUACUCUUGAGGUAGAUUUA